Molecule: messenger RNA, 1657 nt
Organism: Salvia miltiorrhiza (redroot sage)
Lineage: Eukaryota; Viridiplantae; Streptophyta; Magnoliopsida; Lamiales; Lamiaceae
Product: putative ribosomal large subunit pseudouridine synthase SVR1, chloroplastic
Exons: 10
Coding region: 116-1312 (398 amino acids)
Biological process (GO): maturation of SSU-rRNA from tetracistronic rRNA transcript (SSU-rRNA, LSU-rRNA, 4.5S-rRNA, 5S-rRNA); pseudouridine synthesis; plastid translation
Cellular component (GO): chloroplast
Molecular function (GO): RNA binding; pseudouridine synthase activity
Source: RefSeq, a predicted model, not a curated record
UUCUUUUUUUUUUUAAUAGUAACGGCCAACGGAAAUGUAUAAAUAAAUUACGAAUUUUAUCUUUAAAGUCACUGAACAGCGAGACUGAUUUCAAUCCGCCAUCUACCACCGCGAAAUGGCGGCGAUAGCAGCGGCAGCGACCGCGUUCUCAACGCUCCAUCUCUCUAGAACCUCCAUCAUCCUCCCCCGCCGCCACCUCCGAACAGUGAUUACCUCCUCUCUCUCAUCCACCGACAUCAACAUCAAAUUCGCCCCGCCCAAACAUAAACCGCAAUUGCAGAAAUCCUCGCCGCUCGCUUCAGCCUCCGCGGAAUCGGAACCCGCAGACCCGGUCUACAUCCCCUGGAUUGUCAGUGACGAGAACGGCAAUGUCAAACUCCAGUCGACGCCGUCGGAGCGUUUCCUCAGAGCCAUCGCGCAUGAGAGCACGCAGAAAAAGAAGAAGAAAGAUGAUAGAAGUAGUGUUGGUAAAGCCAAGCCGGGGGUUCCCACAGCUGAGCCGAAGUACUCGAAGGCGGCUCGGAGGUUUUACAAUGAGCGAUUCCGGGAGCCUCCGCAGCGGCUCGCGAAAGUGCUGGCGGCUGCAGGAGUGGCAUCUAGGAGAAGUUGUGAGGAGCUAAUUUUUCAAGGGAAGGUGACCGUCAAUGGCUCCGUAUGCAACACACCCCAGACUAGAGUAGAUCCUGCUCAGGAUAUUAUUUAUGUUAAUGGAAGCCGUCUGGCAAAGAAGCUUCCUCCUAAGGUCUAUCUUGCCCUAAACAAGCCAAAAGGAUAUAUAUGCUCAGCAGGAGAGAAAGAGACGAAAUCUGCACUCUCUCUGUUUGAUGAUUUUAUGAAAACUUGGAAUAAAAGGAACCCUGGAACACCAAAGCCAAGACUCUUUACGGUUGGCCGCCUUGAUGUUAACACAACCGGGUUAAUUAUAGUGACAAAUGAUGGUGAGUUUGCCAAUAAGGUUUCCCAUCCUUCAUCCAAUUUAUCCAAGGAAUACAUUGCAACUAUUAGUGGCGCGGUCAGUAAGCGGCAAUUGCUUGCCAUUGGCGAGGGAACAGUUGUAGAAGGUGUCCAUUGUAUCCCUGAUCUGGUGGAGUUGCUACCACGACAGCCAGAUAUUUCGAGAGCUCGGAUUCGCAUUGUGGUUCACGAAGGAAGAAAUCAUGAAGUGAGAGAACUUGUAAAAAAUGCUGGACUUCAGAUUCAUUCCCUGAAGCGUGUGCGUAUAGGCGGUUUCAGGCUUCCAUCUGAUCUUGGGCUGGGCAAGCAUCAAGAACUAAAGGCGGCUAGUUUGAGAGCACUGGGCUGGAAGAGCUAAAGACAUCGCUCACGAAUGGUGAUCUUAUAUCAAUCUGAACCCAGACACUACGCCUUGCUCAAUUUUGGUCGUGCACCAGUUUUUGUUCGAACGAGCAUAGCCUCAUUGCAGUUGCGAGACAGGAGUUUACCAGCUCAGAUAGAUGUUGAAGGGAAGGGACUCAAAUUGAUAUUUGGUAGAAUUUAACAUCACUUCUCACUCAUGUAUAGUUUACUGCACUUGGAUUUGCACAAGUGUUGUAGUGUUGCAGUGUUUUAACUCUUGAAAUGAUGCAUAUUUGUCUGUGCAUACAACCUUCUUAUGUUAUUAUUAGUUCUCUAAUUAACUUUGUUGUUUAUAAGAAAA